CCAUAAGAGGAUAUCAGAUCUAGAGCUGGAGUUGCAGGCAGUUAAACAGAACUCUGGUCCUCUGCAAGAGCAGUAAAACGACCCUUCUGAUGACACCAGGAUUGUCUAAGGGCUGGAAAAGUUCAUAAAUGUUUUUAGAAGUUUAGCUCUCAAAAUGGGCAGAAUCUUCCUUGACCAUAUCGGUGGUACCCGUCUGUUUUCUUGUGCAAACUGUGAUACGAUCCUGACCAACCGCUCAGAACUCAUCUCUACGAGGUUCACAGGCGCCACCGGUAGAGCGUUUCUUUUUAACAAGGUAGUUAACUUGCAGUACAGUGAAGUUCAAGAUCGGGUCAUGCUCACUGGCCGCCACAUGGUUCGAGAUGUGAGCUGCAAAAACUGCAAUAGCAAACUGGGCUGGAUCUAUGAGUUUGCUACUGAAGACAGCCAGCGUUAUAAGGAAGGCCGUGUGAUCCUGGAACGUGCACUAGUUCGAGAGAGUGAAGGCUUUGAGGAGCAUGUACCAUCUGAUAACUCUUGAAGAAGAAAGAUAAAUCCAUCUUUUCCCAGGUCUCCUUCACUGAAAACAAAAAUCUACUUACAUACACUGUCACCUUAGCAUCAGAGUCGGAUUCAUGAACUGCGGAACAAGAGGGUGUGAGAAUCUUGAGAUAGAAUCUUUCUUUCUCUCUCUUUUUUUUUUUUUUUUUUAAUUUUGUAUUUCCCAUCCAACAGCAGUUUGUAGAGAGAAUAUUUUGCAGAUGCCGUUAAUUUUUUCCCUGUGUUUACAUCUUGAGGCAGAAGAGUCUGCAGCUACAUGGUGGGCUAUAUGAGGGGAAAAAAUUGGGGCUCCUAGAGUGAAAAGGAGUGUUUUGUGUACAUUUUGAGUAGAGAAUAUGUCAAGAGCAUGGUUUUUAAACUUAUUUGGGCUUCAUUUUAAACUUUCUUUUAAACCCAGUUAUUUCACUUAAUUUGCUAGCUUCAAGAAGAGAUCCGAAUCUGUGCCUGGCGCUGGAGGCUCAGUGUUAGCAUGGCUUGUGCUGGCCAGUGUGCCAUAUUCUUGUUGGAGAGGAACUGUAGCACCAGAACCCAUUCUUCCUUGUCAGUCUUGACCCACAGAUGUCACCUUCCCUAGCUCCUUGUCACCAUGUACUUGGUGUUGAUUGGAAGCUUUCUGAAAUGGGGCAGAACUGCUUGGCUGUCUUUCCCAUGUAACUUAAGCAUAGUAAUAUAAAUAAAGUGAUAGUUGGA
Peromyscus californicus insignis is the source of this 1230-nucleotide messenger RNA. It is a transcript of the gene Ypel5, whose product is annotated as yippee like 5. The record is from RefSeq and is a predicted model, not a curated record. Lineage: Eukaryota; Metazoa; Chordata; Mammalia; Rodentia; Cricetidae. The coding region runs from base 155 to 520 and encodes 121 amino acids. The transcript has 4 exons.